UUUGCCUUUCUUCUCUUUCAUUUUUCUCAUGCUUUAUCAAAACCAGGGAAGAUCUCUCUUUCUCUCUUCUCUUUCUUUCACACAUCUUUUCUAUUCUUUUCCUUUUAUCAUUGCAACAGGUCUAUAUCUAAUUUCAGGACAAAAUGGCGAAUUCAGCAUCUGGCAUGGCAGUGAGUGACGAGUGCAAGCUUAAGUUCUUGGAACUCAAAGCAAAGAGGAACCACCGGUUCAUUGUGUUCAAGAUCGACGAGAAAAACCAACAGGUGAUGCUAGAAAAGCUUGGGAGCCCCCAAGCAUCGUAUGAUGAUUUCACUAAUUCCUUGCCUCCCAAUGAGUGCCGUUAUGCUGUCUUUGAUUUUGAUUUUACAACAAAUGAGAAUUGCCAGAAAAGCAAGAUUUUCUUCAUUGCAUGGUCUCCUGACACGUCCAAGGUGAGAAGUAAGAUGCUUUAUGCAAGCUCCAAGGACAGAUUCAAGAGGGAAUUGGAUGGCAUUCAAGUUGAGUUGCAAGCUACUGAUCCUAGUGAGAUGAGCUUGGAUAUUGUGAAAGGUCGAGCUCUCUGAGUUCAGAGAAAUCACCCAUUAUCUCUUCACUUCAUCUUUUCCCCUUCAUUACUUCAUUGUUAUUGAUGGUUGUCUCAAUUUGAGUUUGAAUUAUUAAUGGCACGUAUAAUUGUUG
Messenger RNA from Hevea brasiliensis (rubber tree), 678 nucleotides. Its product is annotated as actin-depolymerizing factor 10. The transcript is spliced from 3 exons. NCBI's taxonomy places the organism in Eukaryota, Viridiplantae, Streptophyta, Magnoliopsida, Malpighiales, Euphorbiaceae. The record is from RefSeq and is a predicted model, not a curated record. Gene Ontology annotation, cellular component: cytoplasm; actin cytoskeleton. The coding region runs from base 144 to 563 and encodes 139 amino acids. Gene Ontology annotation, biological process: actin filament depolymerization. Gene Ontology annotation, molecular function: actin filament binding.